Molecule: messenger RNA, 1246 nt
Organism: Medioppia subpectinata
Lineage: Eukaryota; Metazoa; Arthropoda; Arachnida; Sarcoptiformes; Oppiidae
Source: the annotation of a GenBank genome assembly
CGGCAGUGAUGUUGUGCUAUUCAAUGGCGCGCUCUGUGUGUGUGUGUUGUGUAGUGCUGUAGUGUUGGCUGUGCUGUAAAGGCAUGAAUGCUGUUGUGCUGUGAAUACAGAGAGAAAUAGUGCAAAAUUGUAUGGCUUUGGGCCGGCAUUGAGACCAUAGCAUAGCAUAGCGUUGUAUUGCAUCGAAAGCAUUGCCAAAAGCCAUUGAAAGCUUGUGUUGAAUUGUUUUGACUGAUUGUGACCACCGCUGGACACCGACCGCCACAAGUCAUCUCUAAUCUCAUCGAUUGACACAAACCUCAUGGAGAAGAGGAUUGAAUUGGAGAAAAGGGGCAGAAAUGCCAAUCAGUGCAUAGACAGUGUUAAGUCUAUGGACAAUAUUAAAUAUGGGACUAAUGCUAAACUGCAAUACCCGAAUUGCGUUGUGCUGUAUUUGCAGAUAAAGGACCUGAAUUUGGACAACUGUCGGAGUACUAACAUUGUUGGUCUGUCCGAAGACUUUGCGAUAUUAGAAACGCUGAGUUUAAUCAACGUAGGGCUGACCAGUUUGAAGGGCUUUCCAAAGCUGCCUAAUCUCAAGAAAUUAGAGUUGAGUGACAAUAGGAUAUCGGGUGGACUCAACCUCUUGAGCGGAAGCCCGAAACUAACGCAUUUGAAUUUGAGUGGAAACAAAAUCAAAGACAUCGAAACACUCAAACCAUUGGAAGAGUUCAAGAAUUUAAAGAAUUUGGAUCUAUUUAAUUGUGACGUGACUUCUGUCGAGAACUAUAGAGAGAAAGUAUUUGCUCUCAUUUCUUGUCUCAAAUUUUUGGACGGCUUUGACAGAGAAGACAAAGAAGCGGAGGAUUCAGAGGCCGACGAAGAAGAUCUCAACGAUGACGAAGACGGCAACGAUAUUGACGGCGAUAGUGAAGGUAUGACCGGAUGGACAUGUUUUGACUUGUGGUCUAAAUCUGCAGACAUUCGCUGUGCGGGCAUCGAUGGCAUCGGAGGUACUGAUGGUGUGGCCAACUGUGGAGUCACCUUCUUUGGUGGCGGCGGCUGCUGUACAGGAGUGGACUCAUUGUCUUCGGCGGCCAUCGGCGUUUCACUGAAUCUGGAUUUGGAUAACAAUGAAGAGGACGACGACAUCGACGACAGACAUAAAGAGAUCCAGGGCUUGUUGUCCAACGCUUUCGAUGACAUCAGUUCAUUGAGCGAAGAAGAGGGCGAAUAUAGUCUCGAGUUUAAGAAGUUUACGAUCGAU